GUAGCAAAUUCUCCACCUCGGAGAGGCUUUAAAUCAAGCUGGGAAGUCUCUCGCUGAGAUAUGCUUCAGCCCCGCACGAAUCCUUGGUUCAACCCCGUGCCUAUGUUGCACAGGUCAGUCUGGGGAAACAGCGCCGUCCCUUUACGAUCUCCCUCGGCUAGGGCGGCUGAAAAGCAUAGUCCUGUUUCCUGGACAUAACAAGGCUUGGGGCAGCGGUUCUGCCCGCCGGCAACAUCUCCACUUAUGGAGCAGAAGAGCCCCGCGGUGGGCGGGGGAAGCUGGGUUAAAGCCUCCCCGCAGCACAAAGCGGCCCGGCGCCGCGGGAGGAGGAGGAGGAGAAGCAGCAGCAGCAGCAGCAGCGCCGCGUCCAGCCGGCUGCGGACUCCCUCCAGGGCAGCAUUCAUCGCGGGGAAGCGGGACCCCGCCUGCAGAGCCCACCCCUUCCUCCUCCUCCUCCUCCUCCUCCUCUCCCGCCGAGCCGGGCGGCGGCUGCUCCUCGCCAUGAACUGCAGCGAGGCGCUGCGCCUGCGGACCCUGCUCAGCCACCUGCUGCGGCAGCUGCCCGGCGGGGCCAACGCCAGCCGCGGGGCCGCCGCGCCCGCGGGGGACGACGCCUACCUCUACAUCCUGCUCAUCAUGAUCUUCUACGGCUGCCUGGCGGGCGGGCUGAUCCUGGCCUACACCCGCUCCCGCAAGCGGGAGUCCAAGCACGACCCCUACCACCUCUACAUCGAGCGCGACUGGAGCGGGCGGCCCGAGGGCGCCGCGCCUCACGACGGGGCCGGCCUGGAGGGCGACCAGCUGCUGUGA
This is a messenger RNA of Dermochelys coriacea (leatherback sea turtle), 810 nucleotides long. It is a transcript of the gene KCNE5, whose product is annotated as potassium voltage-gated channel subfamily E regulatory subunit 5. Gene Ontology annotation, molecular function: potassium channel regulator activity; transmembrane transporter binding; delayed rectifier potassium channel activity. Gene Ontology annotation, cellular component: membrane. NCBI's taxonomy places the organism in Eukaryota, Metazoa, Chordata, Testudines, Dermochelyidae. Gene Ontology annotation, biological process: membrane repolarization during action potential; potassium ion export across plasma membrane; regulation of ventricular cardiac muscle cell membrane repolarization. The transcript has a single exon. The record is from RefSeq and is a predicted model, not a curated record. The coding region runs from base 244 to 810 and encodes 188 amino acids.